Messenger RNA from Lagenorhynchus albirostris (white-beaked dolphin), 1703 nucleotides. RefSeq names its product MAF1 homolog, negative regulator of RNA polymerase III (gene MAF1). Gene Ontology annotation, cellular component: nucleus. The transcript is spliced from 8 exons. Bases 439 to 1212 code for a protein of 257 amino acids. NCBI's taxonomy places the organism in Eukaryota, Metazoa, Chordata, Mammalia, Artiodactyla, Delphinidae. Gene Ontology annotation, molecular function: RNA polymerase III core binding. Gene Ontology annotation, biological process: negative regulation of transcription by RNA polymerase III. The record is from RefSeq and is a predicted model, not a curated record.
CCGGCGUCUGGAGCGGGCCAUUCAGACGCGUGGGGCCGGGCCUGGCGGACGCUUGUUGUUGUCCGGCCCGGGGAGGUAGAGGUCGUUCGCUCGCUUGCUCGGGCCUUCUGUGGCGGUCGGCGGGCAGGUCGGUCGCGAUAGUCGGGCGCCGUGCACGGGCGAGGCUAUGUCGCGGUGGCAGCUCGGAUGGGCCGGCGGGGCCGGGAGUAACGGGACGUCGCUGCGGAGCUUCUUUCCCCGGAUACAGUGCGGCCCGAGCGGAGGCCGCGGCGCCGCACUCCGGUCCUGAGGCGUCCGCGCUACCCGGGGCCCGCACCGCCUUCUCACCCGCACCGACGCCAAUCGACCUGACCCUGCCUGGUCCGGUCCGGCCCGAUUGAGCGCAGAGUAAGCAGGCAGCAGUAGCCCUUUGGAGCACAGGACCUCCUCCCCGAGGACAUGAAGCUGUUGGAGAACUCCAGCUUCGAGGCCAUCAACUCGCAGCUGACCGUGGAGACGGGAGAUGCCCACAUCAUUGGCAGGAUUGAGAGCUACUCGUGUAAGAUGGCGGGCGAUGACAAGCACAUGUUCAAGCAGUUCUGCCAGGAGGGCCAGCCACAUGUGCUGGAGGCACUGUCCCCACCCCAGACCUCGGGCCUCAGCCCCAGCAGACUGAGUAAGAGCCAGGGUGGCGAGGAUGAGGGCCCCCUCAGCGACAAGUGCAGCCGCAAGACCCUCUUCUACCUGAUCGCCACGCUCAACGAGUCCUUCCGGCCGGACUACGACUUCAGCAGGGCCCGGAGCCACGAGUUCAGCCGGGAGCCCAGCCUCAGCUGGGUGGUGAACGCAGUCAACUGCAGCCUGUUCUCCGCUGUUCGGGAGGACUUCAAGGCCCUGAAGCCGCAGCUGUGGAACGCGGUGGAUGAGGAGAUCUGCUUGGCUGAGUGCGACAUCUACAGCUACAACCCAGACCUGGACUCAGAUCCCUUCGGGGAAGACGGCAGCCUCUGGUCCUUCAACUACUUCUUCUACAACAAGCGGCUGAAACGGAUCGUGUUCUUCAGCUGCCGCUCUAUCAGUGGAUCCACCUACACUCCGUCGGAGGCAGGCAAUGAGCUGGACAUGGAGCUCGGGGGAGAGGAGGAGGAGGAGAGUGGAGGUGGAGGCCGCGAGGGCGGCCACGAGGAGACCAGCACCAUGGAAGAGGACAGGGUUCCGGUGAUCUGUAUGUGAAGAGGAGGAACAGAGGCCCUCGCUUCACCCAGCUUCAAACAGUGCCUGGACCUGCCCACCUGAGGGGCCGCAGGGCCUCCACAGCUGCUGGCCAGAUCCUGGCGCUACCACAGCACCAGCGCCACUCCAGGCCACGCCUGCCUAGCCCUUUGGCUGUAGCCUGUGGAUGUCCCCUCAGCCCCACAGGCUCCCGCUGCCCACGCUGUGGCUGGACUGGACAGCAACGGCACAGGGCCUGGUGGGAAGAGCCACUGCCCCGCCCAAACGAACUGACACGGGCAGGGACAGCUGGACCACAGAGUUUAUUUUUGUAUUUUGUGCAGGGUCAGGCCUGGACCUGCACACUCCAGCCCAAAGGGCCGGAGACCCAGCAGGCGGUCCCCAGGGGUCAUCCGCCCACUUGUACUCCCCACCUUGCCCAUCGGGCAGCGUGCACUGAGUGUCACUUUGCUGCAGCUGGUUUGCUUCCAAUAAAAGUUUCUGUGACUCAG